AAGGCCCACAGCACAUAGCAUAUAGACAGCUAUUGCAUUUCUAUAAACAUCGCUGCCGUAUUCCACAAGCCUGACCUAUUUGGACUGCAUACCCGUCUAUGAAAAACUCGAUCUGUACGGUCCCUGUUGUGUGGUUGUUUGUACCUGGUAUGGUGGAAUGCUGUGUUUGGCAAGGAGGAAACAUGUUCAUCUAAGGAGUGGAACAAGUAUUGGAUUAAUUAGAGACGUCAUCUGCCAGUAUGGUGAGGGACCCAAGCAAGCCAAAGGGCCGUAUGUCGGGGUAUUCCUACUUCGUGCAGACCUGUCGUGAGGAGCAUAAGAAGAAGCAUCCUGAUGAAAGCAUUGUCUUCGCAGAGUUCUCAAAGAAGUGUGCGGGACGAUGGAAGACGAUGACCGACAAGGAAAAGAAGCGUUUUCAUGAGUUGUCUGAGACUGACAAAACUCGCUAUGAGCAUGAGAUGGCCAGUUAUUUGCCACCAAAGGGUAUGGGUAGGGGUGGAAAGAGAAAGAAGAAGGACCCUAAUGCACCCAAGAGGGCAAUGUCUGGCUUCUUCUGGUUCUGCCAAGAUGGGCGGCAAGUGGUGAGGAACAUCAACCCUGGCUGGGGAGUCGGUGAUGUCGCCAAGGAGUUGGGCAAGCGUUGGGGAGUGCUCGCCCCUGAUGUGAAAGCAAACUACAAUGCUAUGGCACAAAAGGACAAGAAGCGAUAUGAGAUUGAAAUGAAGUCGUGGAAGAGCAAGGGGACGUUUGGGAACGCAGGCGCUUCCAGCAAAAAAUUUAAAAAGGCAGAAGAAGACAAUGGGGAGGAAGAGGAUGAUGAUGAGGAGGAAGAAGAUGACGAGGAGGAAUCUGAUUAGACGUCGGUGAUGACUGCAUGGAACAUGUGGGAGGCAUUUUACAUAUGCAUGCAGUACUUAGCUUUAUUUGUGGGAAAAAGAUGCCACACGUUGGCCACACGCAUUGACAGUGGCAAAUAUGUAAAGUGUCUUCCAGCACAGUUGGUAACUGGUGUAUAGAUAUAUCGUCAUGUAGAUAGCUUUUACCGCGUGUGUGUUUUGUAAAUGUCUGCUAUGUUUAAUGCAAUGUCUCGUAUUUAAACUGGUUGAUGAUCACUUAUUUCAUUCAUGCCACUGACGUAUGUGUAUCACUGUGUAUAGAAGUUUGUUUGUAAGUUACCAAUGAAACUUUUUUUUAGCAGUGAAUAUAACUGCAUUAGUAGGUGGAAUCUAGCUGGGGCAAUCAAUCCAUUGACUAGCUAAGUAAAACAGUAAGUUGUCAUACAAAGCAUUUUGAACAGAUCAUUGUUAUAGGCAGUUAGGAGCUGUCUGUAACGGUGAUAUCCUUCUAUACGUACUCCAGUGCUCAGUAUUCUGCGGUAAACAAAAUGUCUUUUCUGUCAAACUGAGAGUGAUCUUGUGAAUAUGGUAUGAUAAAUCCCACAAUCUCAUCUCAACAAUGCAUAUAAAAUUACCCAUCAGCAUUUAUUAAACUUGAAAGAUUUAAACGUGUAUGUUUAAAAAACAUGUUGCAUAGCUUAAGUUAUUUAUACAACAAAGCGUAUAAAUGCUUAUUUGAUGUGAGACUUAUUUAAUUGUAUAACUUGGUCACUGCAGUAUAAGUGAAUUAUUUACAACAAAUUGUAAAGCUGAUGUCUCCUCUAUAUAGUUUACUCAUUUGCAAUUUUUUUCUGAAAUAUUUGGCAAGUAAAUUUAAUACAAACGUCUCUGUAGUAAAUUGUAAUACAAACGCUUAUAAGCUGCUCUGUGUAUGAACUGUGUAUAGUGGAUAAAGAUGGCAAGCAGAUUGGCUGGUAUCCGAAGCAGUGUAUGCUUUAUAACAAAACGUGUUUUAUGAAACCAUUUAUAUAAAAAAAAUCAUUACCUCUGUAUAAUUUUGCCUGUAGCCAGUGGACGACCAUAGCAUGUGUGUGUGUGUGUACACUCUGCCCUCACUGUUGGUACUGUUGCGUUUUAACGAAUAAAAUCUAUGUAUUCUCGAGAUCAGCUGCGAACCAACGGCUAUGUAAUUUUUUAUGGAUAACACCAACAGUCAUAUGGAGAGAGCCUUGUGGUACAGUGGUUAUAACCUGUCUAACUUCCACUUUGAAGCUGUGACACUGACUGCAGGGUCGUGUCUCCCUGCUCGGACUACAUUUAUAUAUAAUGUGUGUGUAUUUAUAAAUACUGUAGUAUAAUACAUCUAUAUAUAGAUUUAGUAUGAGUUGGUGGCAGACAAGAUCAUGUAGUCAGCAAGGCUGAGUACGACCUUAUUGACUAUAUUCUGUGGUAGGGACAAGUAUAAGAACAACAAUAGUGAAUAACCACUACCAUUUAAUUGUGUUGUUAAUGUAAUAGUUGUUUAAUUUCUGUAAACUUCAUAAUGUUGUACCAUCAAGGAACCAUGAUACCUUGUUAAAGAUGUUGUACAUAACUCACGUGUAAGUCUUUGGACUUGAAUAAAUAAACAGUGACAUUACUGCAAAGAA
Priapulus caudatus is the source of this 2485-nucleotide messenger RNA. Its product is annotated as high mobility group protein DSP1-like. NCBI's taxonomy places the organism in Eukaryota, Metazoa, Priapulida, Priapulimorpha, Priapulimorphida, Priapulidae. The coding region runs from base 240 to 857 and encodes 205 amino acids. The record is from RefSeq and is a predicted model, not a curated record. Gene Ontology annotation, molecular function: DNA binding, bending. Gene Ontology annotation, biological process: regulation of transcription by RNA polymerase II. The transcript is spliced from 6 exons.